Molecule: messenger RNA, 2946 nt
Organism: Suncus etruscus (white-toothed pygmy shrew)
Lineage: Eukaryota; Metazoa; Chordata; Mammalia; Eulipotyphla; Soricidae
Product: protein ELYS-like
Source: RefSeq, a predicted model, not a curated record
AUGACUGGCACCACUGGCACCACUGACACCACUGACACAAGCAGGUGUGAAAUUUCCUGUCCUGGUCUCAUGGACCUGCCCUCAAAGUUCCCUGCAGCCAAGGCCAUCUCGAGUCUCGCCGUGGCUCAAGGGAGCCAGGAAGUGCCAGUGGAGUGCUGUUGGAUAGAGGCAGCAGCUGGCGCACAGCAGAGGUGGGCGUGCCUGCGAACCUUUGUGGCGUCUCCCAGGAGAUGCUGUGAUGCAGUCGCACAGUGUCGCUGCUGUUUGGGCUCCCUAGGACUAUUAGGCGGUCGUGGCGGCUCUGCGUCCAGCUCUGCUGCACUAGAAUCGGGUGAAUAUCUACAUAAUUGCUCUUAUUUUGCUCUGUGGUCCCUGGAUUCUGUAGUAAGUAGGUUUUUUCCACAUGAUAUCUUGCAUAUCUUAGUGCAUGAGAGGAGUUUAAGUCGAGGAAUUCCUCCUUCCCAUCCACCUCCUGAGGACUUUUUUCAUCCAAGAUGUCUUAAUUUUGCUACUUGUUUGAUGAACUCUGGAGUGGUUCACAUCAAUUGCAAUGGCUUUCAGAAAAAGAAUCUGAUGUUUUCAAGUGCAUUGGGGCAAUCUCUCAACAGUGCCAUUCCUGAUCAUUAUAAGCAAUGUUAGGCUGACAUGUCACCACAAAGUCUUGAUAGUCCAUCUUCAAAUUUAAGUCAGCAAGACCAAUUAGAAGCUUUAUGGUCUGCAGUAGACCAAACCAAUUUCCUCGCACUUAUGUCUAGAUGCAUCAAACAAUGGGCAUCAGAACACCCACAUUCGGCCACUAAGUUGUGCUUUGUUCUAGAAUGGACAUGGAAUAAAGUGAAUGUCACCAAAGAAGAAUUGGUCAGACUGUGUGCGCCGUUAUUUGAUGGCUCAUGCCAUAUCAUUGAUCCACAGACUAUACAGUCUAUCCAUUGUUGUUAUUUGCUUCUGUGCCACCUUAAUGCAGUUCUUAAUUGUUUGUUAGCAGAAGCCAAAAGCAUGACUGAGGAAGGCAUAUUGAGCCUGAACAAUAAACGUAUGUUGACUCAAAUCACAUGUCAAUACAUACAAGUGGUUCUGUGGUUCUGUCGUUUUGAGCUUCUACCAGAGGGCUUCCAUGAUGCUAUGCAUUUAAGAAGUUUAUGCUAUAACUACCCUGUAAUUCAGGAGUACUACACCAGUUGUCGACAGAAGUGUGAGAGUUUUUCAAGGGGGGAAAUGAAUCCUGAUUACCUGAUCAUUGAUGGACUGGUUUCUCGCCUAGGAAAUAGGAUUGAGAAUUUGUGGGAAAACGAUGAAGGAAGCACUGGAAAAUAUCCUCCUCCAAGUCUGCAUGCACUGCUUGACAUAUACUUACUUGAUAAUAUUCCAGAAGCAAACAAACAUGCAGUUACCAUCUAUUUGCUGCUAGAUAUUCUGUCUUGUUUUCCAAAUGAUUCUGCCAUUGAAUCAUUUCUUAAGCUUUUUGCCAUUUCUUAUAGCCAACUGAAACUGAUUAAAGGAUUGUGGUAUAUAGACCAUAAAAAUUAUGAGAGGGCUUUGGAACUUCUGUUUGACCCAGCCACAGUCGAACCUUUGCCAUGGCAACAUACAAUGAUUCUUCAAGCUUUCAUAAGUCAUGGUGAGCACAGAAUCGCCCUCAGAUAUAUCCAUUCCAUGAAGCCAACGAUGUCCACAGAUGGUGAUGUUUGCCUUCACUUCACCAUUUUGACCUAUAAUAGGUGUGUGGUUGAGGCCUUAAAUUUGCUGCGGCAACAUUCUAGUAGUUUAAACAGAAAGGACUUAUUCAAGCACACUUACGACAUGUGCCAGGAACUGGGCUUGCUGGAAGAUUUUCUAAAGAUACCGCUCAAAGACACUGAACAUGAGGAUUUGGUAAGAACUUUGCAAACCAGUCCUAGAAUCAAAGAAUCCUCUCCUGGAGUAUCUUCUCCCCCAAUACCUAAUGCUUCUGUUGGAACCCCAAUUGCACAAGCUUCACAAAAAAGUUCUAAAGAGCUGAAUACGGCUGAUUAUCCUGUACCUCAGCCUUCUCAAUGUAUGAGGGUUUUUCUGCAGAGCCCCACCAAAUCUCCUUUGUACCUUCCAUCUUAUUUAAUGCCAGUAAAUUCAUGUGUCAAAAGAUCUUGGGACCAAAUUACCAAGGCUAAGGAAAUACAUUGCCUUGAAACUCCUCUUGUGGCUAAGAAAGCUAAAAUUUCGGCCACAACAGUUAAUGCUUCUGGAUUUGCCAAAGCUAGUCUUCAAUCCAUUUUAAAGUCUUGUCGUCCAUCAACUUUAGCAUCACCCUCUUUGUCUUCUGGACCUUCUCUUGUUCCUUUACAACUGAAGGAAACUUCAAUUUCAUUGAGGGAAGAGGGCAUAACUGCACCAUGUACAACUGGAGUUGCCUAUGACAACAAAACUAAUAUAUAUGUUACUACACCACCACGUUCAAUUCUAAAAAAACCUGACUCACUGAAGACCCGAAAGAAGGUAUCUUUUUCCUUAGACCAUCAAGAAAAUGAAAAUCAAGAAUUGCAUGUAAGGCUACAGGAUACUGCGAGCUCUUCUACUGAACUAAUUGCUGAUGUAACAGAAAAAGGGCAAGAUGGUAAUAGUAAUAUGGUUGAGUCUGAAGGAAGUCCUCCUAAAAUGCCAGGACUUUCUGAUACUGGGAAUACCGAAGAUAUUUUGCUGUCAUCUCUGACAGCACAACAGGCAGAAGUCCCCAUGUCUGACACACCUAGAAAACGUGGUAGACCAAGAAACAUAAAUGCUGAUGAUGUAGCACCCACAGCUCAUGAGGAGGAGAGAAGUCCCAAAAGGAGAAAAGAUCUUAGCAUUCAAAGGAGAUCGACAAGAAACACCUCAGUUACAACAAUAAAUACUCAUGCUGGAGAACGAGCUUCAGAGAAGUCAGUUUCAGUUCCAGAAGAGGAACUUGAGCCAGUGUUGAGCCCCAAGUAA